AUGCGUGUCAGCAGCGUACUGAUCGGGUUGCUCGCCUGGACGCGCUUCGGAGCCUCUGCUAUUGAGGAAGAUGCUGCUUCAUUCACUGAGCCGGCUCUUGACAGCAUCCUGCUAGAACGAGCGGCUGCAUCUUGUGGUGUAUCUGGAUACCGGCGGUCCACUCGUCCAUACCUGUCUCGCAUAUUCUCUUACGAGCUUUCCACGGCAAAGCUUUGCGGUGACAGAUGUUGGAAGGAGAGCCAAUGCAAGAGUUACUCUUUUGGCUACGGUACCUGUUCAUUGUUCAAGGUUGAAGUGUCCCGCAACUUCAAAUCCAAUAGCAGAAGUCCAUUCAAGUUCUACGAUAAAUCUUGUGCCAAGCCUGCGCAACCAAAGUGCGGGCUCAAAGGAUAUGACAACAAGGACAAGGACACCAGAUUCUUCACAAAGACCAAUUGCAACCUGGCAGCUUGUUCUGCGCUGUGUAAGAGCAAAGACCGAUGCAAAAGUAUGCGGCACAGCGGCACCACUUGCAAUUUCGCCAGGUACGUCAACUACAUCAAGGACAAGCACUACUGGGACGAGCACCACCCAGCGAAGCACAACAACGUCUCAAUCAACUACUACACGAAGCUCGACGACAUCGCAAUCAACUACUACGCAAACCACAACCACGACGAGAACAACGACGACCACGACCACCACAUCGUCGCAGUCAACCGUCACCGUCUCUAA
Messenger RNA from Cercospora beticola, 714 nucleotides. RefSeq lists its product as uncharacterized. Lineage: Eukaryota; Fungi; Ascomycota; Dothideomycetes; Mycosphaerellales; Mycosphaerellaceae. The record is from RefSeq and is a predicted model, not a curated record.